UGUGUGUCUCUGGAUAUGUCAAGACCAGCUCUGUUCAUCAUUUUUCUGGUCCUCCAACUAGUCCAUUUAGGAAGCAGCCGGAUUGUUAGAGACUCCGGUCUUAUAUCCGAUGGAAUAAACGACGAAACAAGCCAAUCUUCGAUCGUCGAAGCACUGAAUCUUAAAGCAGAUUCUGUGACUUGUGAACCAAUUUAUGGCUUCUUGCCUUGUGCAACUUCAGUUUGGGGGCUUCUUUUUCUGAUAAUCGUCUACGAGGUCUUGCUCUCCCUCGCAGAUCAUUACAUUUCAAGAGGAUCUGAAAUCUUCUUUGAAUUGUUUGGGACUGGUAUCUUUGGUGCUAGUGCUUUCCACCUGCUUGGCUUGAUUCCACAAGUUGGAGUGGUUCUUGUAACUGGAAUUACAGCAACUACAGAAACUGCGGAGGAAAUGGCAAAAAUGAACAUGAGCAUGCUUGCAGGAUCAACAAUCAUGAUUCUUACCCUAAUAUGGGGUUCUGUUGUUGCCUUCGGUAGCUCCGACCUCUCGGAUUCUCAAACUUCAUCAAAUUCAGAAAACAAGAACCCCUUCAGUUUAACUGGUUUACUUCUUCUUCUCUGAUCUCCACAAACUAAUCAACACUCACUGAGAGAGAGAGGUCUAAAAUAUGAUAACUUAAUGUGUAAGUAAACAUGGUUGUGCAGGUUCUGGUGUAAGAACUGAUGUCGAAACCCGAGAUACUGCAAGAAUCAUGAUGCUCUCCUCGAUCCCAUAUCUCUUUCUUCAACUGGCAAAAAUCUUGACUUCAACCACAGCAGUUCGAGUUGUGAUCUUAAUUUCUCUACUGAUUGCAUCUGCAAUCCUUGCCACUUACAUCAUCUACCAGUUCUUUCAACCAUGGAUUCAGAGCAGAAGGCUUGAAUAUUUGAUGCUUAAAUACAUACGGAAGAUACUGCCGAGUCUUCUGACAGUAGACGGAAAUGCUAAUGAAUCCAGUAUAAAAGAGCUGUUCCAUAGAGUAGACAAGAAUCAUAACACAUACAUAUCAGCAGAUGAACUUAAAGCAUUGAUCCUAGGAAUACAAAUAGAAGAAAUAGGUCUGGAUGAUGAUGAUUAUGCAGAAGAAGUGAUGAAGCAAUUUGAUCUCUCUGGCGACGCUCAAAUAACUGAGACGGAGUUUGUGAAUGGAAUCUCUAAAUGGAUUAAUCCAGAUAAGACCCCUGCCAAGGUAUAAAUUCAGCCCCGGUAGGACUGUAAGUAUUUUUUUUUUUACACAAGCAAUAUUUUACUUUAACUAAUGUAAACAUCGGGAAGAGGGACUUGAAAUUACCUGCAUAAGGGAUGAGCACACCUGCUCUUACGCCCGCAUUUGCCUGAUAGGACUAUAUUUGAAUGCUUAGAAAAACAAGAGUUUCAUCCGGGUCAUUAAACUGCACUUGCAGAAUGAGACAUCUAUGGAAGAUCAGCAGAUACCGCUGAUCGUUAAGAAAAAGAAGACUAGGGGUGCUGAUACAUCAUGGAUGAAUCUCCUGAAGGCUGCUUUUCUAAUUAUUCUAGGAACUGCCAUAACAGUUUUUCUUUCAAUGCCCCUCAUGGUAAGUCUCCAAGAGUUUUCCACCGCUGCAAGCAUCCCUUCUUUCAUGGCCUCGUAUGUUGUGAUACCCUUGGCUACAAAUUACAGACUGGCACUAAUGUCUGUAUUGUCUGCCAAAGACAAGACGGAGAAUGCCAUCUCUUUAACACUUUCUGAGAUUUACAACGCGGCAUUCAUGAACAAUAUUGUGGGGUUGAUCAUAUUUUUGGCUCUUGUUUACAUACGCAAUUUAUCAUGGGAUGUCGCUGCUGAAGUUUUAGUUGUUUUAAUUAUUUCGAUAGCGGUUGGUCUUUCUGCAAGCUUCAGCAGAAAGUUCCCAUUUUGGACAAGCAUUCUAGCAUACAUUCUGUACCCCAUAUCACUGCUGCUGGUUUAUGUUCUUACCAUUGUUAUCGGAUGGUCUUAAGCUAGCAGUUUCAUGACUAAUCAAACUCAAACUUUACAUGUUCUUCUUA
Molecule: messenger RNA, 2025 nt
Organism: Malus domestica (apple)
Lineage: Eukaryota; Viridiplantae; Streptophyta; Magnoliopsida; Rosales; Rosaceae
Source: RefSeq, a predicted model, not a curated record